GACCUGGUGGGAUACCUGAUCCAUGGGCCUCAAUAUGGGAGGGCCUUUAUGGAAAGUUCGGAUCGAGGGCAAAGGCUGGAGCCACCCGAGCGGAAACUCCACAGCAACGUCCUCGGCUGGAUGAAGCUCAGCCUAUGCAAUCUCCACCGCAGAACGAGCCUGGAGUGCCUUCUCAGUCAGCCACUCCUCCACAAGGGAUAUUGGAGGCCCUUGCGCAAGGAAUGCAGCAGCUCCAAGAUCUGCAGCUAAAGGCGAUGAAGAAGAGCGAUUCUGCAGAUGAGGCACCUGAGGUGGUAAAGACGGCGACGGUUUCUCUUCCUGAACUAAAGCCUCCCGUGGGUGAGAUGAGUGGUUUGUUGCUGCAAGACUGGUUGGUACAAGUGACCACGGCGAUGCAGGACUUAUCCUCGGGAUCCGGAGAUUGGUGGGAGCAAGUCAGGGAAAGAGUUGGCGAAACGUAUGCUACAUGGUUGGCAGCUACGCCUUUGGAGCGGCUUCAGAUCAAUCCGGAUGAGCACUCGCGCUUGGUCACUGGAAAAUGGACACGGGUGAAUGCGAGGGCCUGUGCGUUGAUGAUGCAGUCGUUUCCUGAGGUUGUAAAGUCAGACUUGAUUUCCAGGCGAUCUACGCAAUCUGCUGUAAUGGUAAUGUUCAGGCUUUACACGACGUACCAGCCUGGCGGUGCAGCAGAGAGAGGUGUUGUUCUGAAGCAUCUACAAGGUGAAGAAGCUCCGGGUGAUGUUACGGCCUGUUUGAAUAUGCUGCGCAGUUGGCCAAGAUGGCUGCAGAGAUGUAGGGACAUGAAUAUGACGGUUCCUGACGGCACUCUGUUGGCCCGAAGCUUAACCACAGCUGCAGGCAAGUUCUUAGCAGAGAACCCGGACGCAGUGUUCAGAACACAGCUGGUUCGCUCCACCUAUAGAAUAGAUGCCCAGCCCAAGAUCGAGGAUGUGGUCCGCUACCAACAGCACCUGCAAGCAGAGAUUGAAAACAUCGUGAUCUCCAAGGCUACGGCAGGUGGAUGUCGAAGAGGAAGCAAGUGCCCCUUUCAGCACAGCUUUGAGGGCUUAAGCAAGCAAGAGAAGGCCAAGAAGUGCCUCGCAUGCGGUGCUGAGGAUCAUCGACAGCGUGAGUGCCCCACAAAACAAGGCAGAUCGGCAGCGUCAGCUGGAAGCAGCACUCGUGGAGCCGAGGAUCGCUCACCGCAGUCCAGUACGGCGUCCCCUAAGGCAGCAGCGAUCAACAAGGCACAGCUUGAGCCUGAGGGUGAGAAGUCGCCCACCAAGACCAAUGAAGCGGAUGUGCUACCAGGUCACCCAGUUUUGUCAUGGGAGGCAUUGUUGCAAGCAGCGGCUAAGGUUGCUGGAGCUGGACCGCCCUCAGAAGCUAAGGCUCCGUCGAUCAGGGUGAUGAGCAUCCAUGGAGGAACGCCAGCCAGCUUCGAAGAGAGCGCUUAUGCCCUAGUGGACUCAGGAGCAACUCACCCUUUACGACGGGCGAAGUCCAGUGAUGAGUGGCGAGACUCAAGCCCGGUGUUGGUCCAUUUGGCGGGAGGAGAAUCUGUUGAGUUGAGAAUGAAUUCGGCAGGCACACUCCUGGUACCCUUGACAGGCUCCACACGCAGCGCUUCGACAUCUCCUAUAGUUCCGUUGGGAUCGUUGGUGGGGGUUUUGGGGUACAAGCUUGAGUGGUACGGGUCCCGCUGUAGACUUACCAGUCGAGAUGGUGAAGUGUUGACCCUUCGAGUUCGAGAUGGUUGCCCUGAAAUCACUGAGCGCCAGGCGUUGGAGCUGAUAGCCCGCAUCGAGGACCGGAAGUUGGAGACCUUGCAGACAGCGACAGCCUCAACCAAGGCAAAAAUCAGGGAGUCGAUGAUGGUUCUGAACAAGUCAUGGUUCGACCACCUGAUUUCGUACUGCAACUCAGGAAUAGGCUCGGAGGCGCUGCUGGCAAUUCACGGAGCUCCAUUCUUUCAAGAUUUACCGGAGCAGUCUUUGUUCGGCCUGUCUGAGGCGGAUCCAAUUUCCAAUGGCUGGGAUGCUCUUCGAGGUUUGCAGCACUUGAGUCGAAGGAGGAGAAAGAAGUUGUGGUCAUCCCGGCAUUGGGUGGUACACUUAUACUCGGGCAGGACACCGAAUGAGGAGGUGAUGUUUUUGGAGCGACAGGGCUUUGCGGUUCUGGAGUUGGACAUUGAGCAGGGUAAAUCCCAUGAUGUGUGCAAUCCCCUAGUAUGGAGAGCUUUAGAGUGGGCUGCCAGGCGCUGUCAAGGCACACCACAAUUGGAACCAACUUGCCGCUACGUCACCUUCACGGUCUUCGUGGUCGCAUCCAGCCCGAUGCUCAACCUGCAGUCAGGAUGUUGCGAAUGUCAGCAGAGCAGUGGAAAGAACACGUUAGGUCCUCUGAAGGUUCCCGGGUUGGAUGCUGAUGGACGAGGAGCAUUUCCCAAGCCGUAUAAGUACAUGUUCGUGGCCAAGCUGGUGAUUCCCAAGACCUUCGUCGAUGAUGGUAGAGGAGUGGGAGUUGAGUAUGAUCCCGGAGAAUUAGAGGCACUCUCUCCGCCUGCUGAAGACGCCUUUGACUACGAAGAUCCUGUUCCGGAGGGUGAAGAAUCAGCUCAUCCACCUUUGCCUCGAGAUGACGAAGAGAUUCCCGAUGGAGAUGAGGAAGAAUCUGAUGAUCGUACUAAGAAGCACUUGAGUCCGGAGGAGGAUUUGGAUAUGUCUGGACCAGAGACGGUCAGUCUUCUUUUCUCGACUGGGUUGCCAGAUAACAAAGGAUCAACAGUGUUGGAAGCAAUCCAGGAUGUGGUGAUGUAUUGUUGGGCCCUCAACAUUCCGAUUGUAAGGUUCCACUGUGAUCGAGGAAUGGAGUUCUACGCCAAAGCUACUCGUCAGUGGAUCAAGUUUCACGGGAUGAGGUUCACUACUAGUGAAGGAGGGCUACAUCAACAAAAUGGAAUGGUUGAGAAUGCAGUGAGGUACAUCAAGCAGCGUGCCAGAACGUUGUUGAUCGGCUCCAAGCUUCCCCAGCGCCUGUGGCCUCAGGCGGUGAAUAUGGCGGCAACGAUUCAGCGAGCCUCGGCCUUGGGAAUGGAAGCACGUUUAGUGGCCCCAUUUGGAGCAAAGGUCUUGGUUCGGAAACGGGAGUAUGGAGGAGUCGCAGAGUCAGGGAAGCCUGAUGACCUUGCUCCAAGAUGGUUGGAAGGGAGGUAUUUGGGUCUAUCAGAAACACUACGUCGAGGGCAUGUUAUCUAUGUGGCCAACGAGGAUGGGGAGAAGUUUGUUCACACAGUCAAUGUGAGAGUGGGACUUGAGGACCCUGUGCUACCAGAACCUGGCCUAGAGGCUGAGCUACCGAGACCUCCUAGUCGGCGUCUACGUGACAAGAGUCGGGGAUCUGGGGAUGUGGUGGCAGUUUCAAAGGCACAAGUGGUGACUGGGAGUGAGGACUUGAAGGAGAAGACGCUGGAGACACUGAGUCAGUGGUCUCCGGAGGAGGCAGCUGUUUUGGCACUACAAGUUGCCUUGAGUCUGAAUCCAGCGGAACGUAUUUAUGGAGUAUUUAGACAUGGAGGGAGAGUCGGUUUGACCAAGGCCACCUAUGACAAACCUUGGGUUGCAGAGCUCUUCGCGCGUAUCUUCCUAGAUCGAUGUCCGGAGGCUGAGUUUUCUGCUGUGUAUGUCUCGGUGAACACUUCCAAGGAACUUCAUGUUGAUAGCAACAAUUUGACUGGGAUGCCGAACUAUGUCUGUCCUCUGGCUCUUCCAAGAAGCGGCGGUGACCUUUGGAUUGAGUUGAAGGGUGGAGAUGUGGUCCAAGGAAAGAUCACGGAGAUGAUUGAUCAAAGGGGCAUUCCGCGUUAUGGAUGUAUACAGCCGCUAUCGGUCGGGGAGGUGGUUGUGUUCAACCCACACAAGCGUCAUGCAGUACUUCCUUGGAAGGGCUUGCGUGUGGUUUUGGUCGGAUAUACACCGGGUGUUCCACAGAACUUAAAGACUCCAGAGCGUGAGAUCCUCAGCAGGCUUGGUUUCCCAGUGCCAUCAGGCCCGGAGGAGGACGGCAUGGCUCCGAUGCUCCGAGCUCUCAGGGUUCAGAGCCUGGGGUCGAGUGAGAAAGUUCUGGAGGAAGAGGAGCACCUGGACGGCGAGUUGGUCUCUUCAGAUGGUUCGAUGUUGUACCCGGCCGUAUGCCCUGACUACACACAAGACCUUCGUAUAUCUGAUGGAUCAAGGGUAGCUAUGGAAGAGGUUGAGUACUGGGACAUGUAUCUACCUCUUGAAGAAGGUGACCCUCAAGAUGUUCCCAAAGCUUUGAUAGCUUCGUGUGACAGGAAUGCUACAGUCGCCAAGGCGGAGGUGGGUUUCACGAAGAACAUCGAGGAGCUGCUGGGAUCAUUGACUGGUCCUUUAACGGUCGCCCACAAUGUUGAUCCAGGUGAAGCUACUGGAUCCUUCGACAACUGGGUGCCUGCAGUAAAAAAGGAGCUAGGAUCCUUUGAGGGAGCGUCUCGAAGAGUUCGUAGUGAUGAUCCUCAGGUCGUGGCAGAUCUCAAGGAUGGUGUCGCAAAGAUUGUCCCGAUGAAGGUGGUCUAUACAGUGAAGCCCCCGUCAGAGGAGGCAGUCAGCAAUGGACAAUGGUAUAGGAGGAAAGCCAGGAUUGUGGCAUGUGGGAACAUGAUGGCCGAAUCUGGAGAAGACACUUAUGCUGCAGCAGCUCCAGCGGAAGUGGUGAGGUCUUCGCUUUCGGUGUCAAGUUUAUUCGACUGGGAGGCAGCAGUGUUGGAUGUGACUGCAGCUUUUCUACAGACUCCAUUGAAUGAAGUUCAGUGCAAGCAGAGAAUCCUGGGACAACCUCCACGAGCCUUAGUCCGAGCAGGCCUAUGCCAUCCUCGAGAAUUAUGGGAAUUCACGCAUGCCAUUUAUGGUUUGCGUGAGUCACCACGAUGGUGGGGUGAGUUCAGGGACACCAAGAUGGCUCAGCUCAACAUUGUCGUGGGAACUCGAAGGAUAAAACUGCUCCAGUGCCGGGUCGAAAGCAGCUGGUGGAGGUUGGUUGAGGACGAUAAGGCAUUGGUGGGACUGGUGGUGAUUUAUGUUGAUGACCUACUGAUUUGUUCUACCCCCACAAUCAUCAAUGCGGUGUCAAAAGCAGUAAAGUCCUUGUGGGAGACGAGCUCUUUGUCCUGGGCAUCUGAUGGGGGAAUCAGAUUCUUGGGGAUAGAGAUCACGAAGAUACAGGGUGGCUUUGCAUUGAAUCAAGAGCCGUACAUCAAGGAGUUGACGAGGAUCCACUCUAUUGCGCCAACACAAUUGAACCUAGUACCGGUUGGCAAAGAGCAGUCGAGUUUUACGGCGGAUUCCGAAGAGGCAGUGUUCACGACUGCCGAGCUUCGAGAGGCUCAGCAGGUGGCGGGCGAGAUCCUGUGGGUGUCGCAGAGGACGCGACCUGAUAUCGCAUACGUCGCGAGCCUCAUAAGCUCUCUUUCCGCCCGCGCUCCUCGGCGUGCUGUGGCAAUCGCCAAAAAAUGUAUGGCCUUCUUGCAGCGCACUGCACAGCAACAGUUGAGAAUCAAGGCCAAGGCUACUCAGCUGAUUGCAUGGGCAGACGCCUCAUAUGCGCCGGACGGAGGCCGCUCCCAUACGGGGUGGCUGAUCACGUUGGGCGAAGCGCCAAUCAAUUGGCGUUCUGCCCGCCAAAGUACAAUAACGUUGUCAACGGCGGAGAGCGAGCUUGGAGCCAGCGUGGAAGGGGCUCUCGCUCUCAUGAGCGUAGAAGCACUUUUGUCUGAAUUACGUCUGGACUUGGAGCGAUCGAGGAUCCUGGCGAACACGCCACCUACGGAUCAAGGCUGGGUGGAUCUGCGAAAAGCUCGAG
Messenger RNA from Symbiodinium sp. CCMP2456, 5877 nucleotides. Lineage: Eukaryota; Dinophyceae; Suessiales; Symbiodiniaceae. The record is from the annotation of a GenBank genome assembly.